AUGCAAAAAUGCGCCGUUAAUAGAUUGCUUUCAAUAAUUGCAAUUUGUGACAUUUGUACAAUGUUUUCCUACACAGUUUUUAUUGUAAGAUUUGGUUUUGCAGUGAAUCCAGAAGAACCUCCCGUUGGAUAUAAUUUUAUUUGGAUUAUUUUUCUUUUGGCCCACGUUGUUUGUAGUAUAGCUCUACAUACAAUUACUUUAUAUUUGUCUGUAGCUACAGCUUUUAUUCGAUAUAAAACUUUAAAACAGAUUGGAUCUCUUUGGAAUCACGAAAAUAUUGCCUUCCCCGUUUUUCUCCUCGUUGCUGCCUUCACAAUUAUUUUGUGUAUUCCAACAUUUUUAAUUCAUUCAAUAAUUCCUGUUGUUGCUAAAAAUGUUAAAAAUGGAGAGAAUAUAACACUUUACACUGUUGGAUUGGCAGAAUUUAAAAGGCUUGAUACUUGUUUUUUCUUUAAAUUAAAUUUGUGGAUGACUGGAAUUAUUUUUAAGGUAAAAAAAUAA
Messenger RNA from Meloidogyne enterolobii, 501 nucleotides. The record is from the annotation of a GenBank genome assembly. Lineage: Eukaryota; Metazoa; Nematoda; Chromadorea; Rhabditida; Meloidogynidae.